CACCCACUGGAUCACUUCCGUUUCAGCAGAGUAGAAGAACAGCCCCAUCAGUCCUUCCAUCCACGAUCAGUGAUUGUUCCCGUGCAGAUCAGCGGCGGUCGUGUCAGUCAGCAAAAUGAACGGUUUGGACGAAGAAUCGUUGGCACCACAGACAUUUUUAUAUGGAUGCACAUUGGAGGCUGGGAAGGAAGUGCUCUUCAGUCCUGAAGAUGAUGAGCUGGAGCAUCAGUUAGAUCUCAAACUGGCUUGUGUUGACCCCAGCACCAAAGACGAGCUUAACAUGGUGGAGGUGGAAGGACAGAACGCAGAGGGGCAGAAAAUCAAGGCAGCUCUGGUGUCACUCAAACCCUCCACCCUUCCAAGUGUGUGUCUCGGCGGGUUCACGAUCACACCCCCAGCAGUGUUCCGUCUGAAGGCGGGUUCCGGUCCGAUCCAUCUGAGCGGACAGCACCUCGUCAUGAUGGAGGCGGAUCAAUCCUUUGAAGAGGAAGACGACGAGGAGGAAGAGGAGGAGGAGGUGAAAACAUCAAAGAAGAGGCCUGCUUCAUCCCCUGCUGCCAAAUCUCAGAAAAAGAUGAAAAUGGACUUGGAUGAUGAUGAAGAUGAAGACGAUGAGGAUGAUGAUGAGGAUGAUGAUGAAGAUGAUGAGGAGAGUGAGGCAGAGGAAUCUCCUGUUAAGGUCAAACAAACUCCAAACAAGCAGAAGGCCCAGACUCAAAACGGAAAGAGUUCUGCGCCCUCCACUCCUGCGACCAAGCAGGACAAGACGCCUAAAGGCAAAGGUGCUAAAUCACCUAAAGCCCAGACUCCUAAACCAAACCUAACUCUGCCUGAGAUCAAGGCCAAGAUUAUGGAGUCUGUAAAGAAGGGCGUGGCGCUUCCUAAAGUCCAGGCCAAGUUUGAAAACUUCAUGAAGCAUGGACAAAAUGUCACAGAUGCUAAGGUGAUUUCAGAGCUGUGGAAGUGGAGACAGACGAUCAAGGAGGAGAAAUAGCCCACUAGAGUUUUAACUAUUUUAUAACUUGUUAAUGUCUGUAACGCCUCGCAAUCCCGUUGAAUUCAGUCUGUGCCUCACCUAAAGUUUUCCUCCACCCGUCCGUCUGUGAAGACUUCAUCUGACAUCUCCAUCUUGUUAAAAGAAAAAAAAACAGCAUUUGACUUAAUAAAGAAAUAACAAGGGAAUGCAAUAUAAUGGAAAUGCAAGUUUUGGGUAAAUUCAUUCCUUUGGUUGUCAGCUGUAAGCCCCUGACCACACCCUUUCUUUCUUCAUUUACCUUUUAAGUUUCUUUUUGUCUACAAAAUAAAGCGUGUUGGAUUAGGCAUCAACACCUGUUUUUAGUCCUACAGUGUGUUGCUAUGGCAACAGUUGGCCCCACAGUCCAAAGGUUUAUAGUGAAGUUUGUGAGGACUUCAUGCAUGAGGAUGCAAGUUUUGUGUAAUGAUUCUAAGAAUGAGCCGUCCCCCCUCAAGGUUAAGCGUAUCCCGCAGUCUUCAGUUUGCAGUUCCUGUCGGUGCAUGAGGCCUGUGGACGAGGACCAUUCUAUGUCGACUGAAUACUGAUGGAAUUAUCAUUUCCGCUUUAUUAAAAAAGGUGAAAAAACAUCUCAAAGUUUAUGCUGGUGAAUUAAUUCACUUUUUAGAACUAUGCUUUGUUUUCAAGUAAAUUCCUCUUUGUUUUGCGUUAAUUUACCAAUAAAAUUUCCUCAAUA
Oryzias latipes (Japanese medaka) is the source of this 1709-nucleotide messenger RNA. RefSeq names its product nucleophosmin 1a (gene npm1a). Gene Ontology annotation, biological process: chromatin remodeling; ribosomal large subunit biogenesis; ribosomal small subunit biogenesis. The record is from RefSeq and is a predicted model, not a curated record. Gene Ontology annotation, cellular component: nucleolus; cytoplasm; centrosome. NCBI's taxonomy places the organism in Eukaryota, Metazoa, Chordata, Actinopteri, Beloniformes, Adrianichthyidae. Gene Ontology annotation, molecular function: histone binding; RNA binding; chromatin binding.